This is a messenger RNA of Vespa crabro (European hornet), 559 nucleotides long. Its product is annotated as U6 snRNA-associated Sm-like protein LSm6. The record is from RefSeq and is a predicted model, not a curated record. The transcript is spliced from 3 exons. Gene Ontology annotation, molecular function: RNA binding. Gene Ontology annotation, biological process: mRNA splicing, via spliceosome; maturation of SSU-rRNA. The coding region runs from base 158 to 397 and encodes 79 amino acids. Gene Ontology annotation, cellular component: U6 snRNP; P-body; sno(s)RNA-containing ribonucleoprotein complex. Lineage: Eukaryota; Metazoa; Arthropoda; Insecta; Hymenoptera; Vespidae.
GCUACGUUACGGAAUAUUGUGUGCAUGGAUUCCUACGGUACGUUUACGGUUAUUCUUACGGAAAGUCUAUGUGGUCAAUCUAAAUCUUUUAAUGUUCGAACAUUAUAUUUACUUCAUAAAAAUCAAAUAAAAAGUUUAAUGCUAUAUUAGAAUAGUCAUGAGUCGCAAAGAAGCUUUAUCGCAAUUUAUUCAACAAAUUCAUGGCAGACCUGUAGUUGUUAAAUUAAAUAGUGGCGUUGAUUACAGAGGUGUAUUAGCUUGUCUAGAUGGCUAUAUGAAUAUAGCAUUAGAACAAACAGAGGAAUAUGUUAAUGGACAAUUAAAAGAUAAAUAUGGUGAUGCUUUUAUACGUGGUAAUAAUGUAUUAUAUAUCAGUACACAAAAACGUAGAACAUAGCUAUGAAAUAAAGCAAUUUAUUUCAUAAUUAUACUUUUUUAUAAUGAACACAAAUGAAAUCUUUUUUUAUGUUAGCAUUAGAUAAGUGAUAACAUGAAUACAUGAUAUUAGUUUCUUUUAUGUAAUAAAGUUAACGAAUAAAUUCUUAAGGGAUAUCAUAAA